Exophiala viscosa is the source of this 1186-nucleotide messenger RNA. RefSeq lists its product as uncharacterized. The record is from RefSeq and is a predicted model, not a curated record. Bases 283 to 984 code for a protein of 233 amino acids. Lineage: Eukaryota; Fungi; Ascomycota; Eurotiomycetes; Chaetothyriales; Herpotrichiellaceae. The transcript has a single exon.
UCGACAUACAUAUGCCAUGUUCGUGUUCAUGCAAGAAUCGCAACUCUGUUGAUCCUGCAUCUCUCUUUGCCUUGCUGCAUCAUAUCGUGGUCUUUGGGAGGAUACACAGGCCUCAUUUUGUUCAUUGCACUGGUUGCUUCCAUAUUCGUUGCCUUACGAUCAUCGCAUUCGUCGCGCUGGUCGCUAUACCAUUCAUUUUCCUACAAUAGCGUUCCCUAUAUCAACGCGCUGGCACAGAGAAGACACACGAGCAGAAUAGCAGACGACGACACCAUCUCCAUCAUGAAAUUCACAACGCGGAGCGUCAACGACGCCUUCCCCAUCUCUGGCCCCAACCCGCCAACAUUCCCACCACCACCUCAACCCUCACGCUCUCGCCAUCCAGCAUUACGCCGACUACACAGGUUUCGGAUUGUCGGUCAACCGAUCACGCUCGUCCUAGUCUUCACCACCCUCAUCCUCAAUGCCAUCUACGCCUACUGCGUGGCCAAACCUCACAAAUCCGACACCACCGCCAGCACCGCAAGCACAGAGUCAUCUACGGUGACAGCCUUACUCAUCUACACCCUCACCACCCCGGCAAUCAGCCUAUUCCACCUGACCGCCGACCUCCUCACCAACCACACCAAUCCACAGCACCUGAGCACAAAGCUAGCAUACAAGCUCCUGCUGCCCACCACAGCUCUGUUGACAGCAGGCUGGGCAGCGUCUGCCUCAAUCUGGAUGCACUGCGAGAUCCCAGCGUUCAACAAAUCCGGCCGAAAUGUCUGCCCACCCCAAGUCCGCGGGCACUUCAUGUACGGCAUUCACGAAGUCAGCAUUGCAAAGACGGCGAUAAGCUGGACCAUCUUCGUCCUGUAUGCAGUAUAUCUACUCAUCCUGGUCGGCGGGUAUAAAGCGCAGAAACGCGUGUGGAGAAUCGCCGCGAAGACGGGCGCUGACUUCGAGCACGGCGACGCCACGGAGAUUGUGGUGAGUGUUUGAUCACCAGGAGUUAUCAAUCACAAACCUACAGUACUUCUUCCUCUGCAUGGUCGUCCCACAGAAUAGUUGAAUAGGAGGGCUCUGCUGUGCACUGCUAGAGGGAAAGAGGGUUUGUCUAUGUACAACGUCGCCACGAUCUUCGAGUUAAGCAGGGGAUUACAAAUGUACAAAAAGUCAAAGCGCUGGAGUUAAGAGCAACAAA